AUGCAAGACCCAACCAUGUCCAAACCAAAUGUUUUUCAUGAUGAAGCGGCAGAGCAGCACAAGGGGGGAAAACACAUCGAUAAUAGUGGCAUCGUACGCGUCUCCUUGACCGAAGAAGACAGCAAGCGUAUCUGCCGCAAGACUGACAGGACAAUUCUUGUUGUGCUCGCCUGGGUCUAUUUCUUGCAGAUCCUCGAUAAGACAGUCCUUGGAUACGGUGCGACCUUCGGUUUACAAAAAGACACAGGACUUACCGGAAACGAAUAUUCGCUGGUCGGCUCCAUCUCACCCAUUGCGCAACUUGCCUGGCAACCAUUUUCCUCAUACCUGAUUGUCAAGGUUCCCCACAAAAUCCUUAUGCCAGUGCUAUGCCUUGGCUGGGGAAUUGCACAGACAUGCAUGGCUGCGUGCCACAACUUCAACUCCUUGAUGGCCGCUCGCUUCUUUCUAGGCCUGUUCGAAGCUGGCUGUCUUCCUCUAUUCGGUGUCAUCACGAGUCAAUGGUACCGCCGUGCAGAGCAACCGAUACGCAUCGCUGCGUGGUACAGCACAAAUGGCCUAGCAACCGUCGUUGCGGCUGCUUUAUCAUAUGGACUGGCACAAAUUGAGUCGGAUAUCUUCAAAUCAUGGCAGAUCAUUUUCCUCGUUGUUGGCCUCAUAACCGUCGCCUCUGCUCCGGUCGUCUACUGGCGCUUGGAUAACGAUAUAUCCACCGCUCGGUUCCUCACUGAGGACGAGAAAGCUCAAGGAAUAGAGCGCCUCCGAGCCAACCAGACUGGAACUGGAAACACAGAGUUCAAGUUCAGUCAUGUCCUGGAGGCCUGCUUAGAGCCUAAAACAUAUCUGUGGAUUGGAAUGGCAAUGCUCCUCAACAUCGGCGCUAGCGUGACCAACAUCUUCGGCCCACUGAUUUUAAGCGGUCUUGGAUACGAUAAAUACAGGACAACUCUCUUGACCAUGCCAUUUGGCGCGUUACAAUUCCUCAUCAUUCUGUUGGCCAGUUAUCUUGCCCAAACUGCUCGUCUGAAGAGUGCUAUCAUCGCGGGUUUCAUGCUGCCCGUGAUAGCUGGUCUAUCAAUUUUGUAUGCAGUACCUCGGACCCAGUCUGUGCAGGGCGAAUUGCUUGCUGGCUACUACCUACUCGCAUUCUUAUUUGGCGGCAAUCCAUUGAUUGUGACCUGGAUCAUCGGCAACACGGCAGGAACCACAAAGAAGUCCGUUAUCAUGAGUUUGUACAACGCAGCAAGCUCAGCAGGAAAUAUCAUUGGUCCGUUGCUCUUCAAUGAGAAGGACAAGCCAGCCUAUCAGCCAGGCCUGCGCGCCUGUCUCGGCAUUUUCAGCGCCUUGGCUGCUGUUGUUGUCAUCCAGUGGGCCAAUCUAUGGUUCCUCAACAAACAACAAGCCCGUCGGCGUGUGCAAAAUGGAAAGAGAGCUGAAAUAGUUGAUCUUUCGAUGCAAAAUGAUUAUCGCGAAAUGGAGGAUACCCUGGAGGAGUCUGGACUUGAAACUGUGCCAGUUGGAGAUAAUGCGUUUCAGGAUCUGACUGAUCGGGAAAAUGAUGAAUUCGUUUAUAUUUACUGA
Penicillium vulpinum is the source of this 1581-nucleotide messenger RNA. RefSeq names its product putative MFS transporter. Bases 1 to 1581 code for a protein of 526 amino acids. Gene Ontology annotation, molecular function: transmembrane transporter activity. Gene Ontology annotation, biological process: transmembrane transport. Gene Ontology annotation, cellular component: membrane. Lineage: Eukaryota; Fungi; Ascomycota; Eurotiomycetes; Eurotiales; Aspergillaceae. The record is from RefSeq and is a predicted model, not a curated record. The transcript is spliced from 2 exons.